This is a messenger RNA of Seminavis robusta, 684 nucleotides long. NCBI's taxonomy places the organism in Eukaryota, Bacillariophyta, Bacillariophyceae, Naviculales, Naviculaceae. The record is from the annotation of a GenBank genome assembly.
GCAGGCUUUACACAAAGGAAGCGCAAGAUUCGCCUCGAGAUUGAGAUCAACAACAUUAGCAGUGCUACCGAAGUUGCGAGUUUGGCAAUUCAGCUGAACAAGAACAGUUUCAGUUUGAGUCCUGCAUCGCAGCAGAUUGUGUGCAACCCACCUGUUGCUAAAGGCAGUACUGGUCGCACGUUCUGUGAGCUUGUUAUCAAUGCGAACAUGAUGGCUCCUCCUCCUGCGGCGGGACAGCCAGUAUCUCCCCAGGUUCAGAUUGCCAUCAAAAACAUGACCAGUGGCACUGUGUUUUACUUUGCUGUGAACUGCAACUUUGAAGCACUCUUUAGUGCCGACGGUGCCAUGGAGCGUAGUGCUUUUAUUGAAAGCUGGAAGUCAAUUGAUGACAGGUCUGAAUUGUACGGAACGGUUAGCGAUUUGCCACCUGGUGCUGCCGACAUCGAAAGCGUUCAAAAGAAGUUCUUGCAGAACAAUGUCUUCUUCAUUGCCCGCCGUCCCGUCCCUGGUGCUGAGGGUCAGGAAGUUGUCUACUUUAGUAUGAGAACUGUUUCUGAGAUGGAGUUCUUGGCUGAACUAACCUUCAAGCAAGGCGUCAAUGCCUGCAAAGUUUGUCUGAAGACAGAGAAUACUGCAUAUGGACUCCUUGCAAAGCAGGCGUUGGAAUCUCUUCUGCGUUAUUGA